This is a messenger RNA of Closterium sp. Yama58-4, 1056 nucleotides long. The record is from the annotation of a GenBank genome assembly. Lineage: Eukaryota; Viridiplantae; Streptophyta; Zygnematophyceae; Desmidiales; Closteriaceae.
AUGGGUGACCUGAAGAGACUUCUAGCGAGUGCACACCCUGACGACGUGUUCUGUUUCCAUGAGCUUAACUUUCUCCCAAACCGUUUACCGAAAACCUACAUUCCAGAAAAGAGCAAUGUGAUGGAGCGCAUUGUCAGCGUCGGCAUCCUCUACAACACGACGGGGACUUGUUCUGCGGUGCCUCUGGUGGUGCUAGAGAGGCCCGAGCCAAGGAGAGCAAAGGCGCUUGCAUGCAAGGUGGUCGUUCGGUAUACGAGGAGUGGGCGGUUGACGCCGGAGGUAUGUCCGCGUGUGUCGCGUCAUUACCGUGAUUGCAAUACCCUCAUCCUCACAAUCCACGAGGCGCAUCGCAUCACCGGCGCAGUUGCGCAGCCCAUCGAGGAGCACAAUUUCAGUGUGCACCAUCUCACGAACACCGCAAUCGUCAACAUACGGGGCUCGGUACCUGGGUCGGGCCUGCCGCACAUGCAGGCGGUGGGGGACGCUUUGAAGGCGCAUUACCGCGUCAUGCUGAUAAGGCACGCGAUAACGUCCCGACGGUUCCAGUUCGACUACUCGACGGCCAUCAUUGAGGUUGGUUAUGCCGACAUGCUCGAGUAUCUUGGAAAAGCGUGGACCCGGGUGCGAGCGGCCACCAUGCAGAAGAGUUGGUGGCGCGCCGGGUGCGUGCCGACGAGCUGGAAGCCAUUGAUGGCGUACCUGAACGACACAUGUGCAACCGGCAUGUUUAAGCCGUCAAUUAAGAUAUGCGUCGAUUUGCAGUUGCUCAUCGAGAAGUUCAAAGUGAGGCCUGCAUGUUAUAUGACGGCUGCGGGGUUCGUCAACUGCGAUGCGGGCCUCUGUUUGGAGCAGGGGUUCAGAGCCACAUCACCUGCCAGCGCUUCGUCGAGCUCAUUGGGCGAGAUGAGCCUGCCGGGUGGCCCACUCCUGCGGCACGAGCGCAGCAGGAGGCGUGGGAUUCGUAACGUCACCAAUGCAUAUGUGGAGCAUGCCGAUGAGCUCGGUUUUCCCCGGUCGCGGUGCCAGCUGAGGUCGACGCAUCAAACCAUGAGGUGA